Molecule: messenger RNA, 1156 nt
Organism: Cynara cardunculus var. scolymus (artichoke)
Lineage: Eukaryota; Viridiplantae; Streptophyta; Magnoliopsida; Asterales; Asteraceae
Product: thioredoxin-like 1-1, chloroplastic
Exons: 4
Coding region: 113-934 (273 amino acids)
Biological process (GO): cell redox homeostasis
Source: RefSeq, a predicted model, not a curated record
AAAUUUCGAAUUCCCAAAAGCUUCUUAUUCUUACACGUAUCGUAUCAUAAACAUUGACUCCCAAAAACCCCCUUUAUCUGAAUCUUCAACAAGUUUUGAUUUUGGGGGUAAAAUGGCUGAGAUUAUAGGGAAGAUUAGUAGCAACUAUAGGUUUUCAGCCUCCAAUCAUGAUUACUCACGUGAAAAUUUGAAAAAACUUUCGCCGGUGAUGAUUAAGAUGCCGGCGUUUUCAAGUCUGAGAGCAUCUUUGACCGUCCGAUCAUCAGCCGGCGGUGAAAUUUUCGACCCAAGAGUGAAUGUUAAGAUGAGUAAUGGGAUUGGGAAAUCUGUGAAAUGGUGGGAGAAAGGGAUUAAACCGAAUAUGAAGGAGGUGACGGAUGCAGAGGAGCUUGUGGAGUCUCUUUUGAACGCCGGCGAUAAGUUGGUGGUCGUCGGUUUCUUUUCUCCUGGUUGUGGAGGCUGCAAAGCUCUUCAUCCCAAGUUAUGUCAAUUGGCCGAGAUGAACCCGGAUGUACAGUUUUUACUUGUGAACCACGAGGAUCAUAAAUCCAUGUGUUAUAGCCUCAACGUUCACGUCCUUCCGUUCUUUCGUUUCUACAGAGGAGCCCAUGGUCGUCUUUGUAGCUUUAGUUGUACCAAUGCCACGAUCAAGAAAUUCAAAGAUGCUUUAGCCAAACACACGCCCGACCGUUGUAGCUUAGGCCCUCCGAAAGGGCUUGAAGAGAAAGAACUCUUGGCACUUGCUUCUAAUAGGGACCUUUCUUUCACUUACUCUCCAAACCCAAACCCUAACCCUAACCAACCACAAGAGAUGACGCCGGCACCUGUACCUGUACCUGUGGCACGCUCACGGUCUGUAUCCGAACCGAGUCUCCCUCUUCCUCGUCCACUUAAGCCGGCAUCCGAAGAUAAAGAUAGAAGCUUGGUUUCGUAGAGCCGGAUUUCGACAUGUUUGUUUGUGAUAUGUGAAUAGGAUGAAGCAAAAAGGAUGUGGUUAGUGUGGUUGCCUUUCUACCUUGGUUUUUAGUUUGGUAGAAGGUGAAGUGGUGACCAUUUAUAUUGGUGUGUGUAAUAUGUAUGUAUGGCUAUGAAAUGCCCCUUAUGGUUUGGUUUGGUAGAAAAAAGCACGAGUUUGAAUAUAUGAUAGUUUUCAAUC